UAAGAUAUGUUAGCUUUUUAUAAUGGCUAUUAGUUUUAAUUACAAUUACCCUAAAGUAGCGCGCGAAGCAGGUUUCAAACUGCGCCAAUACAAAGAUGGACCCAUCGACUGGCACAUCUUAGGCUCGAUUGAAAUAGAUCGCCUUCUGCAGGAUCAACGAAUCGAUCAGGUGGACGGAUUAUUGAGCCACCUCUCCGAAGCACCAUUGGCCGCAAUGUUGGACACCAACAUUUUGGACAGCGGCAUCGCCAAGUAUUUCGUAGUCUCGCAGUUCGCCAUACAGUAUCUGUUGUUCUGUCGUAAAUUCCUCGAUGAAACUAUACGCGAGCUGCGCGAAGCACACGCCAACUCGCAAAUGGAUGUCGCCAAAUUGCGUAAAUCGCUAGCCGAGGCGAAUAAUGAGAUUCUACAGCUGCACAAGAAGAUCACACAAAUCGAGGCCAUACACGAGGUGGUAUAUCCAUGCCAUCUGUGCACGAAGAGCUUCAUCAGUAAUGAGGCGCUAAAUAUACACAUUAGCCGGCGGCAUGCAGCGCGCGUGGCAGUCAAUGCGCCAAAUAUAGGGGCUACCGUUGCCGCUAGUGGCAACGCCGCGGCUGAUCGUCGCACCGAAACGCCGGCCAGCGCUGCCACAAGGGAGCGCGAGCAUAACGAUUUACAGUUGAUCAACGCCGUCAAGUUGGAGCUGGAGAUAAAGCAGUUAAAGGAGCGCCUUAACAACGCAGAACGCGACAUACGCGAACGCAGCGGGGCGGCGCCGUCGCAUAGCAGACGCGCCACGCCACGCGAACCGCCAAAAUCGAUGAAGAGCGUCGCUAUUCAAAGCGAAUUGCUCGAGACAAAGGAGCAGGAUGAUGGUGCCGAUGCCACCUUGAACAGCGUGAGCACUGAUAGCAGCGAGGUGAGGGAACGCAGAGCACAACUUGGUAAGCUGCAGGCCAAAAUACAAGAAUUCGAGGCGUGGCGCGAAUCGCAGCAGGCCAAUAAUGAGGAGUCCAUAGCGGAGAUAAAUCGGAAACUUGGAGAAAUUGUGCAUACAUUGGAGGAAGCGAAAACAACAACAACAACGGCGUUUUCUGUGCCAGUCACUGGCAUCACGAGUGUCGAACCACGAGGUGAUGAUAGAUCAGAGCGGAGGGCAGCAGAUGACAGCGUUGAUGCAGUAGCAGCGGCACUGCAAAGACGCGGCUCACCCUCGGUGGAAGAUCUUGAGCGACUAUUAACUGAGAAAGUUGUUGAAAUCGGUCAAAAAAGCGCCGAAAAACUUGAGGAAUUCGUGCACAAUAUGGAAGUGAACUAUAAGGAGAAACUGGAAGAGCUUGAACGUGAGAUAAAGAAGCGCAAUGCUGCAGAGCUUGUCACGCCUGUAGAAGCCGUCGAUAUAGUAACUAGUGUAAAAAAAGCUUCAGCUUUAAAGGAUUCUACGCGGGACAUUACCUACACUACAUUUAAUCGUACGGAGAGCGAUUCUAGCGUAAGCGCCGGACCGAGACCUGAACCGGCAAAGCGCAUGCCUCGCAUUAAACGCAGUUCAACCUUGUUGGCAGAGCCUAUUGCGAUUCAAAAAACGCAACGAGACGCUGAUGAGACAUAUGUCAUUAACGGUAAUGAGGACAGACAAGAUUCAACUGCUGUGAAACCAAAGCCGCGUGUUCGCAAAAUUAAAAGUGUAGAAUCGUCUGCGUCGAAUAAAAAGAAUACGCAAGGAGAGGAGUUAUAUUCGCAGAGCACUGAAAGUAACAGAACAUUUGUCAAAGCGGAGAAGCUUCAUGACGUUGCAGUGAGGAGGAAAGAAUCUGGAACCGCUGCAACCGGAAAUGACAGCACGGACAUAACACAGACCUUAAGCACCGAAAGCGAAAGUGAUGGCAGUAGCAGCAAAUCAGAGGUAGAACCAACUCCUGCAGAGGCGGCAAGAGUCAAACAAAGAAUAAAAACCAAAGUACCGCAAAAACCAAAACCCUGCACCCGUAACGAUGCGCAGCAUUUGGCGAAUAAACGCUUGAUUGCAAGCGGCCUGGAACCAAAGACAAAUGGCAUAUCCACAGCAGCAAUGAAACGCCUGAGUGCUGAGCUUUCACACAAACGGCACAAGUUGAAGCAGAAAUAUCCAAAUUUCUAUGCAACGCGCAACAAAAUCAAAAAACUUGUCGACAAGCUUUGCUCUACAAAACUACCUGCCCCUGUCGAAGAUAUGCUUAAGCACGCCAAACCAAUUAAGCCAAAAGAAACAUACGUUGUUCAGCGUCGUGGACACGAAGACGUACAACUUCCCUCGGAUGUUGAAGGGUUUGAAGACCUGGAGGUCACUUCUACACCAAUACAAACACCACAAAGGUUGUGUGAAAGCAAUGUAUUUAAGCAACGCUUGGAACGCAUACUGGCAUCACCAAUGCGGCAACCGAGAUUCGACAAUACCAUCUUAAGCGAUCAACAACCAACGACUGUAGAAGUGCAUGCUACGCCUAGAACAGCAGUACCAUUGCCACAAACACGUAAGCGUGUUAUGUUUAGCACACUUGCCCAAAAUGCUGCCGGAAAUGGUGCCAGAAGUGAUACUGAACCUUUGAAGCCAUUGACAAUGGAUUAGUGCAAUUUAGCUCGUUUGA
This is a messenger RNA of Rhagoletis pomonella (apple maggot), 2609 nucleotides long. Its product is annotated as zinc finger protein DZIP1L-like. The record is from RefSeq and is a predicted model, not a curated record. NCBI's taxonomy places the organism in Eukaryota, Metazoa, Arthropoda, Insecta, Diptera, Tephritidae. The coding region runs from base 23 to 2590 and encodes 855 amino acids. The transcript has 5 exons. Gene Ontology annotation, biological process: cilium assembly. Gene Ontology annotation, cellular component: ciliary basal body; cytoplasm.